AUGGCCUCAGAAAAGAUGGAGCACGAGACCAAAGCCCAGGGGGUCAUCGAGGCCGCCCAGGACCCCAACAGCUCCAUCAGCGCCGAGCAGGCAGAGCAGGCAGUCAUGAAGCAAGCACGGCAAGCAGGCGCCGCAGCCUUCGAGUUCGAUCCGGACGCGACACCCGAACAGAAGGCUGCACAGGCAAAAGCGGUAAGACGAAAGCCCAAUGGCACAAACGUGGCAUCGAACAUGUGAAACUGAUUUCAUGCCCAGAAUGCCGGUCCACGAUUACAAAGAAAGCACAAGACUGCAGCGCUUGUCAGCGAUGCCGACGACGGCGAGGCCGCCGGCUAUGAUCUCCCACCCCCGAGCAAAGAGGGUGCCAUCGCUGCUCCCCCGUCUCCCACGUCCGCCCAAGCGAACGGCCAUGUAGGAAGAGACGGAGAGGAGGAAUUCGCCAAAGUAGGCUGGGCGCCGAGAUUCGGAAACCCGGCAGACAACGAGGAGGUCAUAUAUCAGGAUCACCAGACAUUUCUCGAGGGCAAGAUCGAUGACAAGUUCUUCGGAGAUUGGUAUCACAAUGCAGCCGUCAUUGUCUUUGCAUGUCUCUCCUCUUGGGUGGUUGCGGUGUUGGGAGGUGGGCUGGCCUGGGUCUUCCUGAUCAUGGCGGCCUGCGGUACAUACUACCGGACAUCGAUACGGAGGGUACGGAGGAACUUUCGAGACGACAUUACCCGUCAGCUCGCGAUGCGCAAGCUGGAGACAGACACGGAAUCGCUCGAAUGGAUCAACAGCUUCAUGGUCAAGUUCUGGCCCAUCUACGCACCGGUACUGUGCUCGACCAUCGUAGCCUCUGUGGAUCAAGUACUGAGCACGUCGACGCCCGCCUUCCUGGACAGCAUGAGGAUGAAGUCUUUCACGCUCGGCACUAAACCGCCACGGAUGGAGCACGUCAAGACAUAUCCCAGAGCCGAGGACGAUUUUGUCAUUAUGGACUGGAAGUUCAGCUUCACGCCGAACGAUGUCGCAGACAUGACAGCGAAGCAGGUCAAAAACAGAAUCCAGCCAAAAGUCGUCCUCGAGAUCCGAGUUGGCAAGGCAAUGAUCUCGAAAGGUCUUGAUGUCAUUGUGGAAGAUAUGGCGUGCACGGGUACGAUGCGUGUGAAGAUGAAGCUGCAGCUCCCCUUUCCGCAUAUCGACCGAGUUGAAAUAUCCUUCUUAGGCAAGCCAGAGAUUGACUACGUUUGCAAGCCGCUUGGUGGUGAUACCCUCGGCUUCGACAUGGGCUUUAUCCCCGGCCUGCAGAGUUUCAUCCAGGAACAGAUCCACGCCAACCUCGGGCCUAUGAUGUACGACCCGAAUGUGUUCCCGAUCGAAAUUGCGAAGAUGCUUGCGGGCAGCCCAGUCGACCAGGCUAUCGGAGUCCUGCAAGUGCACUUCCACGGUGCUCAAGGACUCAAGAAUCCCGACAAGUUCUCAGGUACACCUGAUCCCUACGCCACGGUCUCUAUCAACAACCGGGACGUUCUGGGUAAGACGAAGACCGUACACGAAAACGCUAAUCCUCGAUGGACCGAGACUGUCAAUGUCAUCCUCACAAGUUUGCGUGAGCCACUCACAAUCAACCUCUUUGACCACAACGAUUACCGCAAGGACAAAGAGCUUGGUACAGCGACCUUCAACCUCGAGCAACUGGAGAAGGAUGACGAGUGGGAGAACCAGACACUCGAGGUCAUUGCGAAUGGCAGGCCGAGGGGCACCAUUUCCGCCGACAUUCGCUUCUUCCCCGUCCUUGAAGGUCGCAAGCUGGAAGAUGGCACCGUCGAGCCACCUCCAGAGAGCCUGACAGGUAUCGCCAAGUUCACUGUGGAACAAGCGAAGGAUCUUGACGGCACCAAGUCCUUGGUCGGUCAGCUUAACCCAUAUGCUGUUCUGCUUCUCAAUGGCAAGGAAGUGCAGAUCUCUCAGAAAUUGAAGCGCACAAACAAUCCGAUUUGGCCAAAUGCCACUAAGGAAAUGCUAAUUACGGACCGGAAGAAGGCCAAGCUGGGCCUGGUGAUCAAGGACGACCGAGACUUGGCAGCCGAUCCCAUCAUUGCUAGUUACCAGAUCAAGCUCGAUGACCUUCUCGAUUUGACCAAUAAGGGCCAGGAAUGGUACAAUCUGGCAGGCGCGAAGACAGGACGAGCGAAGAUGACGCUACAGUGGAAGCCAGUCGCUCUUCGCGGUGUUACCGGCGGUAAUGGCUACGUGGACCCGAUUGGUGUCAUGCGCUUCCACUUCCAGUCCGGUCGCGACCUGAUGAACCUUGAUACACUCGGCAAGUCAGACCCAUACGCUCGUGUUCUCCUGUCCGGUAUCCAGAAGGGCCGGACUGUCACUUGGAAGAACGAUCUCAGCCCAGACUUUGACGAAAUCUUCUACGUCCCCGUGCACUCUACACGCGAGAAACUGACAGUCGAGGUCAUGGAUGAGGAAAAUGUCGGCAAGGACCGCACAAUGGGACAAUUGGAGAUCGAUGCUGCUGAGUACAUCCGACAAGAUGAGAACGGCGAGUACAUGGUACACGACACCAAGAACAAAGUCAUCUCUGCACCGCUCCGUGUUGGAGCAGGCCAACCAAAGGGCACCAUCAACUUUACUGUCGCUUUCUAUCCGACGCUGCACGUUGUCGACCCCGAGGAAGAGACCCGAGAGAAGGAGAACGAAAAGAUACGAACCAGCGAGGAUACUUCACCAGAGAGCGUGGACACAAAGGAGCCAAACGGGACUGCCACUAGCACUUCAACGACCCCUUCAAAGCCAGACGUGGGGCGCAAUGGUACGGCUGGGACUAUCAGUACCUUGCGCCCGACAGCAGAUGAGAUCAAGAUGCGCAAAGUCCUUGCUCAGAAUGAGGACGACCAAACGGAAGCCGAGGAAGUCCGGAAAAAAGAGCCACCAAAGGUCAAGAUUGGUGUGGACGAUCUCCAACAUUAUGGUAAGAUCUAUAUCUUGCGCAGUUCGUCGAUUACUUGCUAACACGAGACAGAGUCUGGAUUGGUAGUAUUCACGAUUCAUGAGGGUGAACUGGCCCACCCAGGAAAUUACCUGGAGGUUGUCAUGGACGACAUGAAGUUUGCCGCUUACACCAGCGCCAAGACUCGCUCUCGGCAACACAUAUUCAACGAGACUGGUGAUGCUAUGGUGCGCGAGCUGGACUUAUCUCGAAUCACGCUGCGGCUGGUGUCAUAUUCCGACUCUAAGGGCUCCGAGACCCACAGUGUCAAGGCGAAACUCACUGGUAAUACGAUUGACACUCUACGGCGAUGCCUCUACACUCCUACAGUUGUGACGUUGAAAGACGAGCAUGGCCAUGACAGCAAGAUCAAGGUCUCGAUGCGCUACCUCCCCGUGAAGAUGCAACUGGACCCCAGCGAGUCAUUCAACAACCAAGGCAACCUUCGCGUCGAAGUACUCGACGCUGCAGACCUUCCUGCGGCAGAUCGGAACGGCUUCUCAGACCCAUUCUGUCGCUUCGUCCUCAACGGAGAUCAGGUGUACAAGACCAACGUGCAGAAAAAGACCUUGCAUCCUGCGUGGAACGAAUUUUUCGAGGUUCCAGUGCGGAGCAGGACCGCGGCCAAAUUCCAGGUCGAUGUCUAUGACUGGGAUUUCGCAGACAAGGCAGAUUUCUUGGGCUCUGCUGGCAUCAGUCUCGAUGUGCUGGAGCCGUUCCAGACUCAGGAAGUCAUACUGAAUUUGGACGGCAAAAGCGGAUCUAUUCGGCUCAAGAUGCUCUUCAAACCAGACUAUAUCACAAGAUCGAGACAAGGCUCAUCCACUUUCCAUGGGACAUUUGCGGUGCCAGGCAAGAUCAUUGGCGCACCAGUCAAGGGUGUUGGCAAGGUGGGUAGUGCUGUCGGUGGUGGCAUUUUCCGAGGAGCGACGUUCGUUGGUCGUGGGUUCAAGAGAAGGACUGUCAGUGGUCACGAUGUUCCUGACGACGCUAACGCUGAGCUACGAGCUACCAGCAUGGAAUCACCAGAAGAAGGGAGCCGUCCUAGUACAGCUGCCAAUGGGACCACCUCCAUGGAUGGACUCGCAGCUCCACGCACGCCUCACCAACGUCAGAGUAGCUUUGGGCAGUACUCGCAAAGCCCUGCAGUUGCUGGCGAGCAAGGUACUGCCACCAUCUCAGUCCUGAGUGCCUCCGGCUUCGAAGCCGACACUAAGCUUGAGGUCCACAUUCACCAAGAGUCCAAGAGCGGUCACAAGGAGGUCUUCAAGACCAAGGCUAUCAAGACGAAGACUGGUGAAGUCACCUACCCGGAGGAUUCGAAGAAGAUCACUUGCAAUGCAGCCAGCCAGUUCAAGGUCGUCGUGAAGAACGACAAGUCUUUUGGCCGUGAUGAGGAUUUGGGUGAGGCUCCAUUCUUCAUCAACGACCAAUCUUCCGGCGGCGAGCAGCAGAUCCAGGUGGGACAGGGAGUUGUCGUCAUUCGAACUUCGUUCCACCCUGCCGACAAGACUAGCACGCUGUCACCGGAGUCGCCUGCCAGCAGGCACAAUCUAGGAAGACUCGUCAGCCGAAGGGAGCGCAGCGUGACGCCAUCUGGGUAG
This is a messenger RNA of Lecanosticta acicola, 4584 nucleotides long. The record is from the annotation of a GenBank genome assembly. NCBI's taxonomy places the organism in Eukaryota, Fungi, Ascomycota, Dothideomycetes, Mycosphaerellales, Mycosphaerellaceae.